AUUCCUCAAACUAGGACUGAGAAACUAGAGAGAGAAAGUAAAGUCUAGAGAGAGAGAUUUCAAAUUUUUUUGCUGACACAACAGAAAAUGGCCGGAAUUUUUAGCAUCGGAAUGUUGCCGGAGGACUGCGUUUCGGAGAUUCUGUCGCUGACAACUCCGUCGGACGCCGGAAGAUUGUCUGUCGUAUCGGCGGCGUUCCGGUCGGCGGCGGAAUCCGACGUCGUUUGGGGGAGAUUCUUGCCCGAUAACUACGCCCACAUUCUCGCCGCYGCUGACAUCUCCGGCGAGUCCCCAUUUUGUUCGAAGAGAGAAAUUUUCUUCUUAUUCUGCUCUCCGCUCCUCCUCGACGGCGGUAAAAAGAGCUUCCAAUUGGAAAAAUUUUCCGGGAAAAUUUCUUACAUUUUGUCUGCAAGAGAACUCUCCAUAACAGGGAGCUCUGACCCUSUCUGCUGGAGCUGGAACAAUCAUUCUCAAUCCAGAUUUGCAGAAGUGGCAGAGCUAAGAACAGUGAGCAGGCUGGAAAUUAAUGGAAAAAUCGGAACCAAAACGCUGUCGUCGAACACGUUAUACGGAGCUUAUCUUCUGGUGAAGAUCUCAGAUUGGGCCUAUGGACUGGACUUGGUUCCGGCCCAAGUUUGUGUACAAGUAGGGGAUGGGGCCCAGGCCCAGGUUUCUGAGGGCAGCGUUUGGCUGCAGAGAAAAGACAAGAAAAAGGAGGAUAUGGAGUGUUUGUUUUAUGGGAAUCGGAGGGAAAGGGUGAGAAAAUUGGUGGAAAAUGGAGAGAAAAUGGAGGAAAAUGGAUCAAUYAGGGUUUUGAAAGAGAGGGAAGAUGGGUGGCUGGAGAUUGAAUUGGGGGAAUUUUUCAGCGGAGAAAAUGGAACUGAUGAAGAAGUGAAGAUGAGUUUAAUGGAGAUCAAAGGAUUUCAACUCAAAGCUGGACUUGUUCUUCAAGGUAUUCAAAUUAGGCCUAAACAUUAGAAAGAAAGAAAAAAAAAGGUUGAGAUUAUGUAAUUAGAUUGAUUCUUUCAUUUGUUUUUCUUUUAAAGAAUAUUAAAAUUUUGGAAUUGAACAUGUUCUUUCAUUUA
This is a messenger RNA of Momordica charantia (bitter melon), 1085 nucleotides long. RefSeq names its product F-box protein VBF. Lineage: Eukaryota; Viridiplantae; Streptophyta; Magnoliopsida; Cucurbitales; Cucurbitaceae. Gene Ontology annotation, molecular function: protein binding. The record is from RefSeq and is a predicted model, not a curated record.